Ilex paraguariensis (yerba mate) is the source of this 919-nucleotide messenger RNA. NCBI's taxonomy places the organism in Eukaryota, Viridiplantae, Streptophyta, Magnoliopsida, Aquifoliales, Aquifoliaceae. The record is from the annotation of a GenBank genome assembly.
AGUCGAACCAAAAAAUAAAGAAACCUCCAGUCAGUUCCCCUCGGUCAAGGCAAACGUCUGAAAGAGAAGAGCUCAAAAACCCUAGCGACGGACCGAGAACAACAUGCAGAUCUUCGUCUUCAACCCAUAGAUCGAGCUCCUUGCAGAAGAUUUUUCGAAUCAACUCAACCAGGUCAGGUUUGAUCUUCCUAUUCAGUGAACACCAUGAUGAAUUUUGCUACAUCCGUGUGUAGAAGAUUGAAACUCAGUGAGCUGGUUACAAAUGUUCCUGUCUACAGCACUGCUAGUGAUAUAUCUGGAGGUGGUUUGAGCUUGAUAUUCAGGCGUUGGGCUACCAAAAAGACAGCAGGAUCCACGAAGAAUGGCCGAGACUCGAAACCAAAGAACCUUGGAGUGAAGAAGUUUGGUGGAGAGAGAGUGAUACCAGGGAACAUUAUUGUCCGUCAAAGGGGAACCCGUUUUCAUCCAGGAGAUUAUGUUGGAAUGGGGAAGGAUCACACCCUAUUUGCUUUGAAAGAAGGGAAUGUCAAGUUUGAAUGGGACAAGCUGAGUGGACGCAAGUGGGUGCACAUUAUCCCCAUGGCUGGGCAUAUUCUUCACCCUGUUUACUCGAAUGCUAAAGCUCCAAAGCUGGAAGCAGCUGGUUAAAGGUUCCUGUUAUCAUCUAUUCUUACUGGGUUUCUGUAACCAUUUUGUAGUCAAUUUUUGAACAUCCUUUUUAGGGGCAAAAUGCUGCGUUGCACUUUUGUUGCCUAACAUGCAGAGUUCAUUUUUAUACUUUAUUUUGCUGGUUACAACUCUGUGCCUGGGUGCUGUGCAAAACUGAUAAUUGCAUCAUUUGCCGAGGCAAUUAAAGUUGGCCAGCUCUCUCCCUCUCCACGUUAGGAAAUUGGCCAUUGUUCCAAAUGCUAUAACUUUU